Candida dubliniensis CD36 is the source of this 1020-nucleotide messenger RNA. RefSeq lists its product as uncharacterized. The record is from RefSeq and is a predicted model, not a curated record. Gene Ontology annotation, molecular function: protein binding. NCBI's taxonomy places the organism in Eukaryota, Fungi, Ascomycota, Pichiomycetes, Serinales, Debaryomycetaceae. The coding region runs from base 1 to 1020 and encodes 339 amino acids. The transcript has a single exon.
AUGUUGCUGGUACUUUGUCUACCUGACGAAAUUGUCCUUAAAAUAUUUAAACACCUACCACCACAAGAAUGUAUUGAGAUUAUAACCAAUAUUCAAGACAUCCAUAUAGCUAAGCCGUUUGUGGACAAAUUGUAUCAGCGACUACUCAGUGGGAAGUUGUUGAUAACAAACGACGAACCCCAUCAACAGUUCCCAUCAGAUUAUCAACUAACACUAGAAAAGUUCCAAAACAAAUUUCAGGAUACAUCUGUGGAAGGGUUGAUAUUUCAGCUGAUACGUCCAAAUUAUAUGGAAUUCAACUUUACUAGACAGCAUGGUGAUUACAUGAAUUUUAUUUACAACUUGAAACAAUUCCACGAGCUAUUGAGGGACCCAAAUUGUCAGGACUACUUUAGAAAGGUGUUGCAAGUGAACAUGUAUCUCGAUGCCAACUUGGUUUUAAUCGAAAAUCCAGAUAAUUUAACAGCCAUAGUCAUCAAACUGGUAUUGGAAUUGAGUAACCACCCCGAGCUUGCAGGCAAGGUGAGGCAUUUGACUAUCAAGGCAGGUGAUAUAGGAAAUAUGUGUGUGCCACAGUGGUCUCUUUUGCUUCCAAAAUUCACUUCACUUGUUUCCUUGAAUAUGCUGCAGAAUUUGCUAAAAAGUAACUACGGACAAUACUUGGACGUUUGGGGUCGACAAAAGAAGUUCCCCAACGGUUUGAAACUUUUAAAUCUUGACUACAACAUGCUCACAUAUGUUUCUAAACAUUUUCUAUCAUGUCUCCCAGACUCUUUAGAGGAAUUGCUAAUGAAUCAGAACGACAUAGUGCUCAUUGAAAAAUGUGAUUUGAGAUUACUUCUACCGAAUCUACGAAGAUGGGAACUCAAUUAUACCAAGCUAAAUGUCAUAAACCCGGAGAUGAUAAUAUCAUGCAAAGCAGGAUUCACCCUAGAACUAAUAUCCACUUAUUUACCACAACCAGAUAUCAAAGAAUUACAAAGAAUAGCCAAGGAAAAGUCUUUACAUAUUAUAGUAUAG